Messenger RNA from Exophiala viscosa, 6905 nucleotides. Its product is annotated as E3 ubiquitin-protein ligase UBR1. Bases 120 to 6614 code for a protein of 2164 amino acids. The record is from RefSeq and is a predicted model, not a curated record. Gene Ontology annotation, molecular function: ubiquitin protein ligase activity; zinc ion binding. Lineage: Eukaryota; Fungi; Ascomycota; Eurotiomycetes; Chaetothyriales; Herpotrichiellaceae. Gene Ontology annotation, biological process: ubiquitin-dependent protein catabolic process via the N-end rule pathway. The transcript has a single exon.
AGACGGCAUACUACAUUCCAAAUCCAUGGCUGCUCCGUAUUUGCUUCGUUAUUUCAUGACAUUUGCCUUGUAAAUGGCUUCCUCCCAAUGCAGACCGCAAAGACAUUUACCUAUCCAAGAUGAGUCGUCCACCGACCACAAGCCUGGACCGCCAACUCUGCCAGGCUUUAUGUCUCCAUCCUGGCCUUCAUGGUGACCGCUAUACGGAGGCUGCGAAAAAUAGUCUCUUAGAGGGUCUUUUCAGAUCGCUAACCAACGAUCGAGCCGACUAUCUCAACGAACUCUUUCCGAACGGAUUCCCGACCUCAUACAAGUUGCAGGACGCACAGGGAGUUCAAGAAAACGCCGAAUACACCGCUGCUGCAAAGGGUCACCCAUGUGGGCAUAUUUUCAAAGCAGGAGAGGCUAGUUAUCAUUGCAGUACUUGUACUGAUGACAGCACCGCAGUUCUCUGCAGCCGAUGUUUUGUCUCCAGCGACCAUGAAGGACAUCAAUAUACCAUAGGAUUCAGUGCUGGGAAUAGUGGAUGCUGUGACUGUGGUGAUAAUGAGGCAUGGAAGAGACCUGUUAAAUGUGCAAUACACACUGCUGGAGAUGACUGGACUACGACAGACGAACAUGUCUCGCCCUUGCCGGCCGAUUUGCAAGAGUCGAUCCGGACUACGGUCAGCAGAGUCUUGGACUAUUUCUGCGACAUCAUAUCUUGUUCUCCAGAAAAUCUACGUAUGCCCAAGACCGUCGAUACCGUCACUCAAGAUGAAGCCAGGAGUCGCCUCAAACCCGAGCACUAUGUUACAGGCGACGACGUCGAGACGAAUCCUGAGUUCUGCCUGAUCAUCUGGAACGAUGAGAAGCACACAGUUCGCGAAGUCCAAUCGCAAGUCGCGCGAGCAUGUCGAGAACGUGAAGCAUGGGGCCUUGCCAGAGCAGAGGAGGCCAACGACAUCGGCAGGAGCGUGAUCAGAUGGUCCAGGGAUUUGAAAGCGCUUACCGGAAUGGCCAAAAUCAUAGAAGAGAUUAAGAUCACCGUAACGAUCAGAUCAGCGAGAGACACUUUUCGAGAACAAAUGUGCGGAACGAUUAUUGACUGGCUUGCCGAUGUCGCUGGCUGCAGUAUUUUAGGCGACAGCCACGUGUUACGUCGUGUCAUUUGCGAGGAGAUGUUACAAAUCUGGCGCGUCGGCAGCGAAGCUUGGAAUGCAAAAAUUGGCAGAGAUGACCUUGACGACCACGGCAACGAGGAAGAGCGCGAAUUCCUGAGGAAAGCCAGACUACAUUUCUUCGAUCCCAUCCAAUUUGCCAUGCAAAGAGCCGUGGGCCAAGAAGCGGAUGACGAUGGCCUGAGCGACAACGACAAUGAUCUCGGAGACGUGGAUGACGGGGAUGAUGGGGAAGAUGACGAUCUCAACGACGUCGAGGCUGACAGAGAGAUGAACGACCUUAUCCUCCGAGCAACCGUCUUCGGGGAUGUUGACCCUGAUCAGACGCUGGCAGAACAGUCAGGCGAUCCGGAUGUCACCGAUGACGCCGAAGAAAUGGACACUGACGGUGAUAACGACGGCGAUGGCGAUUUUCUGGACGUCGCAGAAAGAAUGGACAUGGAUGGCGCAACACCUCCGCCACCACCUAUGCCUACCGUUCAAGGUACGAUCGAUCCAGGGAACGCUGUUCAGCUUGGCGAAGAGGCUUCUCCGACAGGUCCUGACAGUAAUGCCAACUACCUCAACAUUCCAAGAACACCCGCCGCAACGGUACGCCCGACGAAUCCACAAUCUCCGCCGCCGAAUCAUUGGAAAUUCUCUGUGCCGAGCCAUGCCAUGUCGAGUACCGCACUACCGGUAUAUGAGGAUCUGGCUAAGAACAUUCGGGUUGACUCGAUGAUUCUCUUCGAUUUACGGUUGUGGAAACUUGCGAGGACUAACAUGAGAGACUUAUUCAUCAGCACUCUCGUCCACAUACCACAGUUCAAACGUUUGCUCGGAUUGAGAUUUUCCGGCUUGUACACUACUCUUGCUCAACUUUACCUCGUCGCCGAUAGAGAGCCAGACCACUCCAUCAUCAACCUAUCAUUACAAUUACUCACAACGCCGUCAAUCACGGAAGAAGUAAUUGAGAGAGGCAAUUUUCUCACAAACUUAAUGGCUAUCCUGUACACGUUCUUGACGACCAGGCAAGUUGGCUUCCCGAAGGAUCUGGAUCCAGGAGCGACUCUGGGCUUCGACGCUGGCUCGGUUGCCAAUCGUCGUCUCUACCACUUCUUCUCCGACCUGAGAUAUUUUCUUGCGUCCCCUUUUGUACAAGAAAAGGCGCGUAGUGAGCCACACUACCUGUUCCAGUUUCUCGAUCUUGCAAAGUUGUCCCAAGGCAUAUGUCCAAAUGUCAGAGCUAUUGGUGAUCACGUCGAGUACGAAACGGAUGCCUGGAUCAGUGCCUCGCUUUUGACAAGAGACAUCAACAAGCUAUGCCGUCAAUUUGCAGAAGCAUAUUACGUCUCAAAAGACAGCAGUCCGGUGGCUUUUCGUGCUACCCGUGAAGCGAUCUCUCAUGCCGCCGGAAUCGCGAUCAUAAACUCACUUGGGCUUGAACGAAGACGAUUUGAUCAGGCAGAGAUCAAAGACUUGGUCAAAUUCCAUCUUCUGGGAUCUUUUGGAGAUCGAGGAGGGGUCGAGGACAUGUCGUUUCCGGCACACUAUCGCGUGGUUGACUUCGUCAUCGAAAAAGGCCCCUUGAGCUUCCAUCAUCCUCUACACUAUACACUGUCAUGGUUGCUGGAGGGCGGAAAGUACAGUAAAAAUUCGAUAGCCGCUCUCCGCGACGCUGCGCAGAAAGUUUUGUCACACAUCCACGACAUUCCUCCAACCUCUCGGAACGCCUCCCUCAAAGCCGCCGUCACAUCAGUCGAUGACGCGUUGUUGGCUAUGUUCGAUUUUCCGCUACGCGUUUGCGCUUGGCUGGCUCAGAUGAGGGCCAACCUAUGGGUUCGGAACGGAAUGAGCCUACGACAUCAGAUGGUGCAAUAUAAAAGCGUGGCUCACCGUGAUGUCGGCCAUCACCGCGACCUCUUUCUGUUACAAACAGCCCUUGUGACAUGCAUGCCAGGACGGGUCCUCCUUUCGAUCAUGGACCGAUACGGCCUGACUGACUGGAUGCAAAACGAUUUUGUCUCUCUCGACAUUUGUGAAGAUAGCCAAAUGCUGGACUUGGCCGAGGACUUCACAUACUUGUUGAUCAACCUUUUGUCAGACAGAGAUGCUCUGAUCUCUGACCGGAACAAUCCUGAGUCACAAAUUCUGGCAGUACGCAAAGAUAUUGCACAUACCCUGUGUUUCAAACCACUCUCAUACUCAGAUCUAAGUGCUCGAUUGACAGAACGUGCAGCAGACCACGAGGAAUUGCACGAGGUCCUUGAGCAGAUGACCAGGUAUCGUGCACCAGAGGGUCUGCACGAUUCUGGGUUGUUUGAGCUCAAAGAAGAGUACCUGCAAGAAUUGGAUCCAUACAAUUCCCAUUUUAGCAAAAAUCAAAGAGAUGAAGCGGAGAACAUCUACAAGAAAUGGAUGGCGAAAAAGCUGAACAAGUCGCCUGACGACAUCGUGUUGGAGCCGAAGCUCCACCCAAUUCCUUGCGAGGCAUAUAGCAAUCUUUGCGCCGUGGUCCAUACCACUAUUUUCGCGGAUGUUGUCCAUAAGGCACUACUUUAUGUCGCGAGUGGGCACAAGACCAAACCUGGAGUCUCAUCAACACGUGUCGAAGCGUUCUUGCAGAUCGUCCUACAGUUGAUACUAAUCGCUACUCUGGAGGACAACUCGCCCGAGCAUGAAAAUGGUGGAGUGUCGUCAUUUGUUUGCAACGCCAUUGCGGAAUCCUUUCUCCCAUACGGCAAACCUGACCGAACAAUACUUGCGCUGUUGCACAAGAUCUGGUCAAUGGAAGAAUUCAAUGGGUGCAGGAGCAAGAUUAAGCAUGUGCUUCGUCUAUUCAACCAGAAGCAGCCUCGAUUGUCCCACAAUUUGACUCACCAUCUUGACUUUCCCUCUGGCAGGUUUGACACCGCUUCUCCUGCCAAUGUCGAGAUUGAAAUUGAAGCCAAAAAGAAACAAGCAUUGGAACGCAAAGCGCGGGUCAUGGCUCAGUUUCAGCAACAACAGCAAAAUUUCAUGGACAAGCAGGGCGUACUCGAUUGGGGAGACGAGGAUCUGGAAGCGCCUGACGAAGAGCUGCCCAAAUCAACAGAGACACGUCACUGGAAAUACCCUUCUGGCCUAUGCAUACAGUGCCGCGAAGACACCUCUGACUCUCGACUGUACGGAACUUUUGCUAUGGUGAGCGACGCGCAUAUCUUACGGCAAACUAAUACAUCCGACGAUGAUUUUGUCGGCGAGUUGUUUGCCAUUCCCGAAAACCUGGAUCGAUCCAUCGAACACAUAAGACCUUUUGGUGUCUCAGGCUCCAAUCAUCACCAAGCCAGGCGUCUCACCACUACUGGUGAGGAGGUGACAGUGGACUUCCAGGGUUUGGGCAAAGGUUGGCCCAAGGACGCCACUAUGAAGGGGCCAGUGUCGACUAGCUGUGGACAUAUCAUGCACUUUACUUGCUUUGAGAAUUACUAUCAAUCGGUCGCAAGGAGGCAUUCUCAACAGGUUGCGAGGAAUCAUCCUGAGAGAAUAGCGCUCAAAGAGUUCGUCUGUCCUUUGUGCAAGGCACUCUCGAACACAUUCCUGCCGAUUGUCUGGAAACAUUCUCAGCAAUCAUAUCCAGGUACUCUGGGCGUGUCGCAAGAUUUUGAUUUCUUCUUGGACAAGGAUGUCUCCCGACUGUCUGUCGGUCUGUCGGAUCCAGAAAUACAUUUCGAUGUCCUCGCUUCGCAGAUGUAUUCUCAGACAUUGCAUACAUUUUCAAACAGUUCUUUGACACCAACAAUCGCUCUCUGGCAGGCAGGAGAACUCUCCAUCAAUCCAACGAGCCCGGCUUGGGCGGAGAGACCCGAGCUAGCAGCAUUUACAGAGCUUACGAGCAUUUAUGGUCGCCUGAGAGAAUCUCUGUCUAUUGUGUCCAAAGCAAGUCAACCUUUACCCGCAAAGAAGGAAUGGCGAUUGAAUCACUUCCACAUGCUUAUCAACACACUGGCAAACACCAUCGCGUCUGUCGAGAUUGGCCAUCGAGGUCGAGAAGCUGAAUAUGGCACACCCCUCCUAACCAGCGUUCCUCAACAGACAUUGAGUCAUCUACAAACCCUUUCCUCAACCUUGCGAGCGUAUGCAGCGACUGGUGCUCUGACUGUUCGCGGUCCUGUGGAGGCUCAACUCAAGGAUCUCUGCGUGUUGACCGAGCGUCAAUUGACCGGGAAUGUGACGGGACUUGAAUCACACUCAGAUAGCCCUGAACAGCCGCUGCCUCUUCUGCGCAAGGAUGCUUUCCAGUUUCUGGUUCAAGCCACGAUGGUGCUUUGUCCUAUCCGACAGCUUGAGUUACGCCAUGUGCUACAGCUAUGUCUCACCUUGGAACUAUUGAGGGUCGUAUCGGCUUUCAUGCUGGACUCCGAUGCUUUCCUCAAGUCUUGUGACAACCUACUCCAGCAAAAGAUCCGUCAUGCCACACCGUUGACCACGGAAGCAAACGAGCUGCGCAGCGUGAAAAGCAUCAUCGGGUGGCUUGAACGCCACCUUGAACGAAUAGGCGCCGACGAAGGUAGUCCUGUGCAUCAGCUCCGAGGCACGAUGCAACGAAUGUCCGAAAACGAGUGUGGUGCACUCUUCGGGUUAUGCAAGGCCUAUGCCCUUGUCUUCUUGCGGAAAUGCGCCGUCUUCUUCCACGUUGCACAUGGCAUUGACUUCCCUAACACGGCAGGUUCGGAAGCCAGCCUGCCAGAAUUGGACCGCCUCCUUCACUUCUUCCAGAUACCAAAGCUUCCAGAAUUGCUCAUGUCGUUCGACGAGUUCUCCCCUCAUGCAGCAUUGAAAUCUUUGGCAGGUCGUUGGCUUGAGGACAACCUCAAUUAUGAAGUAUACAAUCCGACGACUGAACGCCCUCUGCCACUUGGGAUCCAACUAUUGCACCCUGCUCCGCUUGAGUUGAUCGGACUGCCGAAAUAUUUCGACACCUUGAUGGAUGAGGCUCACCGUCGCAAGUGUCCAACAACCGGAAAAGAAGUCUUGGAUCCCGCUCUAUGCCUCUUCUGUGGCGAGAUAUUCUGUUCGCAGACGGUGUGUUGUCUUACUGAUGAAUUCCGUGGCGGUUGUAAUGCGCAUCUGGAAAAAUGUUCAAGUCCGAUUGGCAUGUUUCUGUUCAUCCGGAAAUGCCACGUUGCGCUAUUGCACGUUGCCAAAGAUCCUAAGAUGUUGGACAACGAUCGUGAGAGAAUUGCACGAGGAAAUCCAGCUUUACCGCCUGGAUAUCUUACCUUGAGUCACGGGUCCUUUUUCUCGGCGCCAUACCUCACGAAAUAUGGAGAGACUGAUUCUGGUCUGAGGUCGAAACAUCAGUUGAUCCUCAAUCAGAAGAGAUACGAUAAGCUUUUGAGGGACACAUGGUUGAUGACGAACGGCAGCAUCUGGAGUACUAUUGCUAGAAAGCUCGAGAGCGAAGUAAAUGCUGGUGGAUGGGAGACGCUGUAGGCACAGCGUCUAUGAACACGGCCCAGGCAAAUUAGAGAAACGAGCCACGAGACAUGUAUAUGAGUAUGACCUUAGAAAGCACUCCUUAUUGUGAAGCCGCCGCCCUUCACACGCAACAUCAAUGCGGUAGCUUUCGACUGAGUGACAGUCCCUGGCGCUAUCGCAUAGUGAUACUAGCUUGAUAUCGAGGAACUUGUGAACCUGCUGGACUCCGAACUUAGCUCGUUGAUGUACUCUCUGUCAGAUGGUGCCACUCUUUCUGGAAACAGGCUCGCCAUCUACGCCUCGGAG